UUUUUUAAAAAGAAAGAAAAUUAUAAUUUAAUCAUGACAAAGAAUUUCUUAACAUAUUUUUUAUUAUGGAUUCUAAUUCAAUUAUUAAUUAGAGGAAAUUGUCAAUCAUAUUAUAUAUUUUUUCCAAUGAAAAGACAUGAUCAUACUGCUACAAUUAUCGAUAAUAAAUUAUAUAUUUUAGGAGGAAGCGGAUAUAAUGGUGACCAUGAAUUUUUCUAUCUCGAUGUUUCAAAGAAAUUUAAUACUAAAAAUUUAUUAUGGAAAGAUUUAUCGUAUAAUAAUAUUGUUCCUUCACAUUAUGGCGCAACAUCAGUCGUAGGUGGUGUAAAUAAUAAUACUUUGUUCUUAUAUGGAGUUUAUAAUAGUGCAAUGGCUUUGGUUUAUACAUUCGAUCCAAAAUAUAAUAAAUGGGACAAUCCACAAAUAAUUGGUGAUAAUACUAUUAGAAAGCAAUUUUUGACUGGAGUUAUAGCUAACAAUGGGAAAAUGUAUUUAUUUGGUAAAACUUUACCAAAUGGGUUAGUAUUUAAUGAUUAUUCAAUAGAUAUGGAUAUGCUUAUUUUAGAUACGAUAAAUUUAAAUUGGGAAAAAGGAAGCUUAUUUAAUGCUCCUACUGGAAGAGGUGAUUAUGGUGCUACCUUAUUACCCAAUCAAAUUAUCCUUUAUAUUGGUCGUUUUGACAUUGAAGGAGAAUCGGCAUUCCGUAGGAUAUAUCUAUAUGAUACAAUUCAUAAUAGCUGGAGCAAAAAGUUAACUUCAGGAGAUAUAGUCCCUUCAAAUAGAGAUUUUUUUUCUGUCGUUCUUGGUUUGGAUGGUAAUAGUGUGAUAAUGUUUGGGGGAAGAGGAAAAACAAAUCUUCCCAAGACAGAUGCACUUUAUGUAUUAAAUACAAUAAAUUUUAAUUGGUAUAUUCCAAAGGUUACUGGAGAUAUUCCAAGAUCUAGAUUUUGGCAUAAAGCAAAUGUAAUGGACAAUUAUAUGCUUAUAUCAUUUGGUUGCUGUUAUAAUCGACAAGAUGAAAGUGAUAUUUUAUUACUUGAUAUUAGUGAUAAUAAAGAAUUCAAAUGGGUAACUGAAAAUUAAUGAAAUAUAUAUAUAUAUAUAUCAACUCCUGAAAAAUGAAGAUUAUAAAAUUUCUUUU
This is a messenger RNA of Rhizophagus irregularis DAOM 181602=DAOM 197198, 1141 nucleotides long. RefSeq lists its product as uncharacterized. Lineage: Eukaryota; Fungi; Glomeromycota; Glomeromycetes; Glomerales; Glomeraceae. Gene Ontology annotation, molecular function: protein binding. The record is from RefSeq and is a predicted model, not a curated record.